Caenorhabditis bovis is the source of this 399-nucleotide messenger RNA. The record is from the annotation of a GenBank genome assembly. NCBI's taxonomy places the organism in Eukaryota, Metazoa, Nematoda, Chromadorea, Rhabditida, Rhabditidae.
AUGAAUGGUGGCUCCGUGUUCGAAACACUCCACCAACAAUUCGGCGCUCCGCAUUAUUCGGAAUCCGGCGAUCGCAAAUUCGCGCCCAACGUCUUCGUGUUCGUCUCCGACAAUUUUGGAACGUAUUCGCCUGAUGUCUGGAACGCCUUCACCACUCAAAUCGCGUCCUUCUAUGGCUGCAGCGAUGCGAUGGGAAACCCGCAAAUCUAUUUCCUCUCAAGGUCCGACCGAAUCGUCAACAUUCCGAUCGGCUCAACCAUCACACUGUCCGCAGAUGAUCUCAAUCUCGAUCCCAACGACGGCGAUUCGCUCGUCAGCAGUUUCACGAAAUUCAACGGAUUCGUCGACACGAUAUGUGGAAUUAGUCCGCCAGUUUGGAUCAACCAAAUAUGUUCAUAA